GGAGCGGAGUGAGUGCACGUAAUCGGCGAUACCUACGUUUUUUCAAUUUAAUGAGACGAGGAAAUUAUUGUAAAUCGUCCUCUUAUCUCCAAGAUAUGAAAUUGCGGUUGUUAUCUAAACACUGUACCUUUCGUAUCUAAGACUACGAGUGUUGAUUGUGAUGCCGACGUAUUUUGAUUGUCUAAAGUAAUAAGUAGUGAAAAAACGAGUUGUUCUGUGUAAGCAUCCGUUGUGUUUUAUUUUGUGACAAAGAUUGGAUAAAAAGCAAAAAUGCAGGCAAUCAAGUGUGUUGUUGUUGGAGAUGGUGCCGUCGGUAAAACAUGUCUGCUCAUCAGUUACACUACAAAUGCUUUUCCCGGCGAAUAUAUACCUACAGUAUUCGACAAUUACUCGGCGAAUGUCAUGGUAGAUGGAAAGCCAAUCAACUUGGGCCUUUGGGAUACAGCCGGACAGGAAGACUACGAUCGACUCCGCCCCCUCUCCUACCCACAAACGGACGUCUUCCUUAUAUGUUUUUCGCUCGUCAACCCAGCCUCAUUCGAAAACGUUCGGGCCAAGUGGUAUCCAGAAGUUCGGCAUCACUGCCCGUCGACGCCCAUCAUCCUGGUCGGGACCAAGCUCGACUUACGCGAAGACAAGGACACCAUUGAGAAGCUCAAGGACAAGAAACUAGCCCCGAUCACCUACACGCAGGGUUUGGGCAUGUCCAAGGAGAUAAACGCUGUCAAGUAUUUGGAGUGUUCGGCGCUGACGCAGAAGGGCCUGAAGACCGUGUUUGACGAGGCGAUUCGCGCCGUGCUAUGCCCGGUGCAGCCCAUCAAGGGCCGGCGGCGGCAUUGUAGUCUCUUCUAGAAGGGACGCGACAUCACAGCUAUCGCACAGACGUCGGAGCCGGUGUGCGCGUCAGAGCUCACACGAACAUCCAACAACGCCGCGACACACAGCUAAUGCGCCGUCAACCGGACCGCGAUACGCACACGCAAACGUUAGCGCGCACCGCCCAACGAUACGCGCGACGUAGCGGGGGUCAGUGUGUGUCAAGUCCCUAAUGUAACUUCGUUUAAUCGUACACUGAAUAUUUGGAAUGUCACUCGACUUUAAUAGGAGUAUGUAGGGUCUGUAACACACGGGGCGAGGGGAGUUGGGAGGGGGCGUCUCUUUUCAACGCCAUACUUUGGUUAGUUUUAAAUUUAGGUAUUGUUUUUGGAAAUACUAUUUUCGCAAUGCAAUUAUUUAAGAUUAUAAUUGUGAUUCAUCAUUAACAACAGACUUCUCUAAAAACAAAAUAUUUGGAAUGUCACUCGACUUUAAUAGAAGUCUGUAGGAUCUGUAAUACACGGGGCGAGGGGUGUUGGGACGGGGCGACUCGUUUCAACGCCAUACUUUGGUUAAUUUUAAAUUUAGGUAUUGUUUUUGGAAAUGUUAUAUUUGCAAUGCAACUUAAGAUCAUAAUUGUGAUUCAUUAUUAACAACAGACUUCUCUAAAAACAAAAUAUUUGGAUUGUCACUCGACUUUAAUAGCAGUAUGUAGGGUUUGUAAUACCCGGGGCGAGGGGUGUUGGGAGGGGGCUUCUCUUUUCAACGCCAUACUUUGGUUAAUCUUAAAUUUAGGUAUUGUUUUUGGAAAUGGUAUUUUUGCAAUGCAAUUUAAGAUAACGAUUGUGAUUCAUUAUUAACAACAGAUUUCUCUAAAAACAAAAUAUUUGGAAUGUCGCUCGACUUUAAUAGCAGUCUGUAAAAUGAAAAUCGGCUAAAAAACAAAUGAGAAAGAGAUACAAAACGGUUUUGUCUCAAUCUAUUCAGAUAUAUAGUAUAGAUUAAUAUUGAUCAUUAUGGUAGAUAUACCAAAAGUUAACGAAAAGGGAUAUCGAGUGUUAUAGAUCCUUAAAGUCAACAAGUAACCAUAGAUAUAGAAAGAGGGUACGUGCCGGCUUUUUUUUUUAAAUAAAUAUUAUCUAUGGCUCCUGUCAAACAAUAAGGCUGUCAUCACACUGUCAGUCAUGAGUGACGUUCCACUUAUUCAAUACGAACAAAAUGUUUGGGUGCUUUCGUCGUUUACGCGUUUUUUUUCUUUUUCUUUGCCAUUUUACAAAAUAACUACAUUCCUACGUUGUUGCUGAUUUAACUUGCGUUCGGUACUACAAAUUUAUUUCCCUAUAAAGAUCCCGUUGACUGUUGUCGGUGAAUUAAAUGAAAUUGUUAAAUUUUGCACGUGCACAGGUUCGAUAGUGCAUAUUGUCGUUGCAAAUUUGAAAUCUAUUGCAUAAAGUGGUUUUCGAGAAAUAAAAAAACUAUGUAGCUUCUGAAAAAAACACUUUUUUUUUGCACACAGGAUACUUUGGUCUAUAAUAAAAUGCAAACAGACACUUAGGAUUUUUUAAGAUUGACGCGUAAUAAAGUGAACUAUUGAGUGAGAUAAACACAUGGCAGUUUUUACUGAGUAUAGGUAUUCAAAAUGUUUUGGCCCAAAAUAUCGCAUAGGAGAUUUUAAAUUUGCAACGACGACAUAUUCGUUCAUCAUUUUACCUAAAGAUAAAUAAAUAUAUGUUCUAUGUUUGUAGAAAUAAAGUUCAUUAUGAAGUAAACUCUCGCGAGCGCCCUCCCUCGGUUGUCACGCGGAACUUGUGUACGUGAUAUAUAUAAAAAAACAUUAUACCUAUACAUAUAUAUAUUUUUUCGAUUUAGCUAGCUUAUUUAAUGAUUUUGUUCUGCGUUGUUGUCAAUGUAAUUAAUGGGUGUCUUAUAAGUACAGUAUUUGUUUAUAGGUGAAUGUUGUAACAAUGAUGUAUUUUCGAUUUCAAAUUUUUUGUUGCAAAUUAAAUAAUAUUAAUACACGAAUAGAUUUUGAUUACCAAAAAAUAAUUAACAGGCAACCCCGAAAGGAUAAAGGUAGACGUUUUGGUCAGAUUACCACGGAGAAAUCCUGCGCUAAAUUGUGGUCACACGAGUGUGUGGCGAAUUUCUAUCAAGUUGUCCGCCUGGGGUAUACUUAUCGAGGGGUGAAAGGUGUUUGGUUUAAGUGACAUAUUUGCAACUUUACAGGAGAGUCAUUUAAAGUUUAAAAUUCAUUUAAAUAUCAUAAAAAUAUAUCAUAACAAAAAAUCUUGGUCAGCUAGUUGACGGUUUGAUUUGAGUAUUAAACGGUAGGCAGCGGCUUGGCUCUGCCCCUGGCAUUGCUGAAGUCCAUGGGUAACCACUCACCAUCAGGUGGGCCGUAUGCUCGUCUGCCUACAAGGGCAAGAAAAAAAAAAAAAAAGAAUGGAGUAAACUUAAUUGAAGUUCAAUUCAGAGAACAUCAAAUUUUUGAUGCUAAAUACCAAAUAAAAUGCACCUUUAAUCACAAAGAUAAAUUUGGCGUAUUAAGCGAAAUAUCGCUUAAACCAAAAUAGUCUUUCACCCCAUCGAUAUAAACGUACACAGCUGCAUAAAAUAGAUUUAAUGUUUUAAUACAUUGGUGUUUUUUGGUAAUUAAAUGAUAACAGUGCGUUGUAUAAACGAUAUUGUGUAAUCUUCGCUGGCGACGCUUCUGUGUUACGUAGGUACGUUUGUAAUUAUCAAUGAGUGUUUAUAUCAAUUCGUUUCGUAAGGCAAUCAUUAAUUAGUAGGUAGUAACCGCUUCGUUAAUGUGUUUCGUGCCCUCAAUGUUUGAUAUAUAAAUAAUUGGUGAGCUCUUUGCGGACGGCCGAUACUGUGGAUACAUAUCGUUUGUUGAAGUGUGGCCAAAAGGACAUAAGUAUGGUCAGCAGAAAAAAAAAAAUUGUUUUGGUGAUAAUUUAAUUUAACAAAUUUUUUUUCGCAUACUAUAAUUACAAUAGUUAAAUUAUCAUCAAAAACAAAUGAAAAAAUUCAGCGAGCAAACAAUAUAUAAGUCUUCAAAGAAUUAAAUGGAAUCGCACAAUUGGACCAUUCAAUGUAUACUAGUUGAAUGGUCGCCGAUAUACUUUUAAAUCGAUUUAUAUCAAUUAAUCAGUACACUAUUGAUCGAUAACGAGACGAAUAAUCGUUUUGAAAAUAUUUUAUUUUAUUAUUUUAUUUUUGUCUCUAUUUGUGCGAUGAAGCAUUUAUGUUAGCACAUACGUUAUGCAAUAUAAUUCAAAAGCAAAAAAGAAAUGUAUUCUUAAACUAAUUAUUGAAAACUGUUUUGUUCCAGAAAACAAUGCGUUUUUACAUUUUUUACAACUGAUUUCUAUGGGUAAAAAUUGUAACCAUUAUUUGAUUGUUUCGUCUAUAAUAUUACUUUUAUGAGAGUAAACAAAAUUUAUGAAACAAAAAUAAACUCGCCAAGCAAAUGAUAUCGAAUGAAAUAGAACUGUGCAUAGAUGACAUCAAAGAUCGACUGAAAAAUCGAAUGUCAAUUGUUUACUUGGAAUCGAUAUGAAUUAAAAAAAAAAUCGAUUAAAUCCUCCCAUCGCAAUAAAACGUUUUCGUUAUCAAUGAAUAGUCAGUUCAGUGUCAGGAGGCAUUUCUAUGUAAAUGUGAUAAAAACAGGUUUAGGCCUUAAUUGACGGCCGCGUCGCCAUAACAACACACAAGAAUUAUCGAAAAUUGUAUCAUUCCUAGACGAGUUACAUCUAGCACGAAACUCAACUAGGGAUGUGCCUUUUGUCGAUAAUACUCUGUACAGGAGAUCGAUGCUCGGCGUUGAUUAACAUCUUGGUUAUUUCGUCUUAUACGUCCUUGAGCGUCUAAAUGUACUCGCCUAGUUCCACACUGUUGUCUUUAAAUUUGGUUUCCCGCCUUUUAUGAGUAGCGCCAUCUUAAGGAACAAAUUGUUUGGGAAUAAAAAUGAUUGUGCCCAAAAACAAACAUGAUUUUACAUGAGUUUAUAAAGUUUAUUUUGGAAUAUAACUUUUAUUUUUUCGUUUACCCACCCCCGCUAUUUCCACAUGCAUUUUUAUAAAGUGAAUCACUUAAGGAAUACAAAACAUACGACGUCGUAUCAUAAAUCUAUAGCUAUUCGUAAACGGCACUAAGUUGAUUAACGCCUAAACCGACUCCUCAAAACAUGAAACUUUUUUGUAUUAAGAUGAUUAAACGUAAGCUUUCGUAUCUAAGGUGUGUGCAAUUGUUGUUGCUUUUGUCGUAAUAUAUAGCGUCGCGUUUUUUCUCUUUUUUUUCUUUUGUUGCCAUAGCGUGCCGCGCUUGUGUGAUUGCGGGAGAGGCUCCUUUAAAAACGUACCAGAUUUAGAGAUCGAAAACAGAUAGUUACUCUUGGGAAUUUAUCGAUGCGUGCAUAUUUACGAGCUAAUGCCUCGUCUACACGCUCCGUGCUGCCCGCGCUUUUAUCUACACACAUAAAAGUUUUCCACACAUUACAUACCCAAACGUGGCGUAUUGUGCAAUCCUAUAAAAACGCGCUUUGUGUAAUAAUUGUCUUCCUAAAGGUAUUCUUGUAGUGAACGAACGUGUUGCCUUGAGCUAGUUCGUCUACACCAGCCUUUCCCAAAGUGGGUCGUAACGCCCCCUGGUGAGCACUGCACGCCUAAAGGGCGACCCUAAGAGGCCCAAAAAAAAGGGGCGUUGUGUAGAGGCUUGGAAGGCAAAUUGUACUUUUAUCUAGAAGGACUCUUAGACACCGACUACGCGACUGAGCUCUCGCUAUAGUGGUUUUUAAGUAGGUGAAAAAAUGGGGGCGCUAGAAAAUAAUUUAUUCUCGAAGUGGGCAGUAGACAAAAUAAAUUUGGGAACCUCUGGUCUACAUGUUCGGGUAAAUUUGUUUGGGACUAGAUUCCAACACAAACUGCAAAGAUGGUUCGAUCUUUUCUAACUUGCUGGGAAUUUUGUAUAAAACAAGAAGCUAAUUGAAAGCGUUACUGACGUAUAAUUCUCUAUUGUUCAUACGAUCCCACUGUUGGAUGUAUGCAACCUCAGUAUUAAUCACGGAAGUAGGACGGAGCGUGAAGAUUGCUACAAAAAGUUGCCAGCGCGCGGCAUCUGCGUUAGCAUGAGCGAUUUGUCCACUAAGGACCGCUUUAUGCCGGUGCGAGCCAAGAAGAAAGUAUAUUUCGUUUUUUAUCAUCAUCCACCCCAAAAGAACAAGCUCGAACAAUUGCACAAAACGUAGCUAUAAGGUUUUAAUGUAUGUAUUGUUCAGAUGCAAAUAUUUAGAAGAAUCACCGUGUAAAUAACGAUGUAUUAGUAUUAAAACACAAAAACGAUUUAAAUUAACAAAAUUAAAAAAAAAGAUGAAUAAAGUAACGAACGCGCCAUGUAUAGUUGGUGUUGCAUUUUUUUAUAAAUAAAAAAGUAAGUCGUAAUUAGAGAGGGGGCUUCAUAUUAUGAUAAGUUUUUAAUCGUAUUCAAUUUAUUAGUAUUAGUAAUUUACAUUUUACGAUUUUUGUUUUUAAAAUCCGAUAUCGUUUUGAAACCUCACAUCGAUCGGUUCUCUCUGAGGCAACAUCAAACCUUUUAUUUUUAAACUUGUUAUUGGUAUGUUACUUGUUCAAUUGUAUUUUAAGGUAACCAUUACUUUUAAAAUGUAUGUAUGUUUUAACAAAAUGUAGAGCUUUCAUUAAAAACGCUUGUAUACUGUUAACGUUUUUUUUUUUUUGUUUGUUUUAAUUCGAACCAGUAAACUAAUUAGACGCUGCAUAACUGUGUUACGAAUAAUGAAAAGAAAAUUGUCUGUCAAUAUUCUUCCAAAUAUUGUAAAGCCUCUGAAUAAUUCAAAAAUAUAUUUAUAUUAACUGUUCAAA
This is a messenger RNA of Bombyx mandarina (wild silkworm), 6695 nucleotides long. Its product is annotated as ras-related protein Rac1. Lineage: Eukaryota; Metazoa; Arthropoda; Insecta; Lepidoptera; Bombycidae. Gene Ontology annotation, molecular function: GTP binding; GTPase activity. The record is from RefSeq and is a predicted model, not a curated record. Gene Ontology annotation, biological process: small GTPase-mediated signal transduction.